Alnus glutinosa is the source of this 2343-nucleotide messenger RNA. RefSeq lists its product as uncharacterized. The record is from RefSeq and is a predicted model, not a curated record. Bases 1 to 2343 code for a protein of 780 amino acids. Lineage: Eukaryota; Viridiplantae; Streptophyta; Magnoliopsida; Fagales; Betulaceae. The transcript is spliced from 5 exons.
AUGCAGGGACCAUUAGUUGCUGAAGCUUGGAUUACGGAUAUCGCGCUAUUGCAUGAGACCCUUGGCUGUACUGAUGAGCAAAAGGUUAAUUAUACAGGACUAAGGUUAACCGAUGAAGCUGCAAGAUGGUGGAAGUCUAAGAAAGGACUCUUAGGAAUAGAGUUGGGACAUGGGGUUGCUAUCCCAUGGGAUAAGUUUGUAGAAGAAUUCAAUGGGCGUUUCUUUCCAAGGGCACAAAGGCAGAUACGGGCCAUCGAAUUCCAGAAUCUGGUGCAAGGCACAAUGACAGUAGAGCAAUAUUCCUCUAGGUUUAUUGAACUAGCAAGGAACUUUGUCAAACUAGUCGAUAUAGCAUCGAUUGCCGAAAGGGGAAUGCGCGAAUCGUCUGCUGCUUACGAACUGAAAAGGCGAGCAGCGUCGCAGGUGACAUACCCAUCAAGGCGACCUGCCCAAGCGAGGGUGUAUACCUUAACUCCGGUUGAGGUAGACGAAGAAGAAGAACGAGGUGUUAACGAUGUUGUGACAGGAGUUACACAUUCAUUCAUUUCUGAAGCAUACAUUAAAUUACGUCAUGUUAGCACUCGACCUUUAGUACGAAGUCUUACGGUUGAAACCCCUGGAGGAAAGAAAGUCGUAUGCUAUAAAAUGGUAGAGAACUGUCCAAUCAAUAUAAAAGGAAGGAACCUACCCAUUAAUCUAUCAGUGUUUAAAUCUCUAGGAUAUGAUGUAAUCCUAGGCAUGGACUGGUUAUCAAAGUAUUAUGUGAGUAUAAAUUGUAGAGAGAAGGUAGUCGUUUUUCAAUUGCCAGGUGUUGAAAGAUUUAAAUUCAACGGAUCUUCUACGCGAGCUACUCCACCGCUACUUUCCACAAUACAAGCUACAAGGAAUAUACGACAAGGAGUAUCAGCCCUCUUAGCUUAUGUGACAGCAAAACCAAAAGCUGAGCGUACGUUGGAAGAUAUUCCAAUGGCGUGCGAUUACCCAGACAUGUUUGCCGAGGUUGUGACAGGAUUGCCACCUGAUCGUGAGAUUGAGUUUACCAUUGACUUGAUCCCAAGAACUCAACCCAUUCACAAAGCACCUUAUCGUAUGGUGCCCGCCGAGUUGAAAGAGCUAAAGAAACAACUCCAAGAACUUUUGGACAGAGGAUUCAUACGCCCAAGCGUAUCACCGUGGGAAGCACCGGUAUUGUUUGUCAAGAAGAAAGAUGGGACUAUGCGACUAUGCAUAGACUACCGGGAGCUAAACCGCGUUACCAUAAAGAAUAAAUAUCCUUUGCCAAGGAUUGACGACUUGUUCGACCAAUUGAAGGAAGCCAAAGUAUUCUCGAAAAUCGACCUUCGAUCGGGAUACCAUCAACUUAAGGUAAAGGAAGAAGAUGUGCAAAAGAAGGCGAUUCGAACGAGGUAUGGUCAUUACGAAUUCCGAGUCAUGCCUUUUGGGGUAACUAACGCACCGUCAGUAUUUAUGUAUCUAAUGAAUCGUGUUUUCCAUAUGUACCUCAAUUUGUUCGUAGUUGUGUUUGUUGAUGAUAUUUUAAUUUACUCGACUAAUCAUCAAGAGCACGGGGAGCAUCUGAAAACAGUACUAAAUGUUCUAAGGGAAAAGCAGUUAUUUGCUAAACUUAAGAAGUGCGAAUUUUGGAUGGAGAAAGUUUCAUUCUUAGGGCACGUUAUCUCAAAAGAUGGAAUAGCAGUUGAUCCUAGCAAAGUUGAGGCUGUCGUCAACUGGGAGCGGCCAACCAACGUCCAUGAAAUCUGUAGCUUUCUUGGAUUGGCAGGUUACUACCGAAGAUUUGUAGAAGGGAAAGCAAAUGUAGUCGCAGACGCUUUGAGUAGGAAAUCGCUGGGUGUAUCAACGAGCUCAACGCCUACCCCUAAUCAACUCGCCAAGCAAUUGGGAAUGAUCCAGCUGGAUGUGGUGCCAAGCGUGAAGGAUGCCAUCCUAGCAACCUUUUUAUCUGUCCAUCAACUGCUUAUAGGUAUUCCUAAAGGUAUCACCAAUGAAGGGAGUCAUGCGGUUUGGAUCUUAAGAAAUCACCUUGAAGAUUUACUCCGAAACUACCAGAAAUUCGCCACCGGAAUCGCGCCUUUGCUCGCCGGAAAACGGACUCGGGUCGCCGGAAAUCGUGUCCCCCGUUCCACUAGAGUCGACCCACCGGAAAUCACCACUGGGACUGGCCAGAAUCGCACCUCUGGCCCAUCGCCGACGCCCAGUACCACCCAUCGGAGGAUCGGCCUCCGAUCGGCCCUCUACCCCGCCAGUGACAAUCACCGGAAGCCCACCGAGGAUCAACCUCUCCCGGCUUCUUCUCUGGGUUUCACUCUCGGCUCCUCCCUCUAA